This is a messenger RNA of Aspergillus chevalieri, 588 nucleotides long. RefSeq names its product F1F0 ATP synthase subunit g. The transcript has 3 exons. Bases 1 to 588 code for a protein of 195 amino acids. Gene Ontology annotation, molecular function: proton transmembrane transporter activity. Gene Ontology annotation, biological process: proton motive force-driven ATP synthesis. Lineage: Eukaryota; Fungi; Ascomycota; Eurotiomycetes; Eurotiales; Aspergillaceae. The record is from RefSeq and is a predicted model, not a curated record.
AUGCCCGCCACAGCGUCCCGUGCCGUUCUGCGGCAGUCGCAGUUCUUGACCCGGAGGACCGCGGUCAGACAUGCCUCUUCCUCCUCCGAAGCUGCCUCUAAGGCGAGCGACAAGGCCUCUUCCGCUGCUUCGAAGGCCUCUGAGGGUCUCUCUCGUGUUACCUCGUCGGCUGGCCCUGCCCUCACGAAUGCUGCCCAGGGUCUCGGUGGUGCUUUGAAGAAAGUUGGUGGAAGAACCGGAAAGGUCAUUACUUUUGUCGAGUCCAUGAUACCCCCUACCGUCUACUACUCGAGAGUCGGACUUGAGCUCGGCAAGCUGGUUUUCCGUGGCCAGAACAUGACCCCUCCCAACCUGGCUACCUUCCAGUCUUACUUCCAGCACCUCCUCAACGCCGCCCGCAACCCCUCAUCCAGCCCCCUCUCGUCGCAGAACAUCCUGAACCGCAUCCGUAGCGCCAACGCCAAAGAGAUCGCACUUGCCGGUGUCACCGCCGCUGAGGUUCUCGGUUUCUUCACCGUCGGCGAGAUUAUCGGAAGAAUGAACAUUGUCGGCUACCGGGGGGAGGUUGCGCACGGAGAGCACCACUAG